AUGACACACUCGCUGACACUAUGUAGGUCCACCACAUCGACCGUUGGCCGACUGCGCCAACUGAGCGGCUCGAUUGACCAGAUUCGCAAAAUAGGCGGCGUCCCAGGCGCUUCCAUUGGAGUCCUUGACGAUGGAGAAACUUUGUGGACCGAAAACUUUGGAUUCCGCGACAAAUCCAAAACAGCGUUUCCGGACGCAAACACCAAGUACGGAAUCGGACAUAUCACCAUGUCAAUGGUAGCUGCUGGUGUUGGGAAGCUCGUGGACGAUGGAAAGCUUCAGUGGACAACUCUCUUGAGAGAAAUCAUACCCGAGAUUGAUCAUACUGAUGCCAACUGGACCCACACAUCCACAAUAGCUGAUAUCCUAGCGCAUCGCUGUGGCUUGGAUGGAGAAAUUGCAACAUUGCUAGCUAACGGUAAAAUUAGCGACAUACGGCUUCCUCUCGAAGCGUUCUUGAAAACUGUUGAUCGUAUCCCGCGCCCACUCCCGCACCGCGAAAGCUGGCUGAUGUGUCCGUGGGCAUACACAAUCGCUGCGCAUAUCAUCGAGCUUAUAUCUGGGCAGCCACUUCACUUGUAUCUUCAGGAUCAAGUAUUCCGUCCGCUUGGUAUGACUUCUACCACUCUGUGGCCAUCCUUUGAAGGGAGCAGUAAUAUCGCUGAACCGCAUGCUUCGCUUAGCAACGGGGAGGCUUGUCCAUUGGAAUUUCAACCCAGGUUUUCGUUUACUUCGUUCAAAGGAUCACGCGGAGCCUAUUCGACAGUGAGCGAUCUUCUCGUAUGGGCCAGGGAAACAAUGGCUGCAAGCGAAAACACCAGGACACUCACCAACACAGUAUUGAAACAAAUCCCACACAUCCUCAGCAACCAUAUUGCAAUGAAAAUUCCAUCGUUGUUGGAACGAUCGUACGGAUUCGGCUGGGCCAGAGCCCAGCUUCCUGGAGUUGUGGGCCUCCUUGGUGGAAACUCAUCACUUUGGGAAAUAUCCGAGCAGCCUGUCUUCGGGGCUGGAAACCAGUCGAGGCUCAUGAUUUAUCACCAAGGCGGAGGACCAGGGUACUCUUCAUUUCUUGCUAUCUUUCCUGAGACGCAGUCGGCCGUGGUAGUUCUCAUGAACACCACUGCGACGAGCGAUGCUGCUGAUUGGAUCGCGCGACUCCUAAUCGAGGGUCUCUUCGACUUUGCCAAACCUACCGAUUAUGUAAAUCUCGCAGAAGAAGGCAAACGACGAACACUCGAACGGCUCGCUACACUACGUGAUAGAUUGACGGAGGAGCGAAUCCAAGGAGCACCACCACUGCCCCUUGAAUGCUACGUCGGCAAGUACAAAAAUAUCAUUCAAGUCCACUGUGAAAAUGUCAUCGCGGGAUGCCCAUUGCUCUCGCUGCCAGAAAUCUUUUUCUUCAAUCUCAGCCAAGCAACAGCAUAUUGA
Molecule: messenger RNA, 1434 nt
Organism: Penicillium egyptiacum
Lineage: Eukaryota; Fungi; Ascomycota; Eurotiomycetes; Eurotiales; Aspergillaceae
Source: the annotation of a GenBank genome assembly